Molecule: messenger RNA, 1130 nt
Organism: Frieseomelitta varia
Lineage: Eukaryota; Metazoa; Arthropoda; Insecta; Hymenoptera; Apidae
Product: caveolin-3-like
Exons: 4
Coding region: 410-874 (154 amino acids)
Biological process (GO): caveola assembly
Cellular component (GO): caveola
Molecular function (GO): molecular adaptor activity
Source: RefSeq, a predicted model, not a curated record
AGCUAUCUGAGCUUCAACACUCAACCGAGGAACCGAAUAAUCUGCCUUCGAUAACAACACACACGGGUUACUGAACAUUUCCUCCCCAAUAGUCGCUUUUAUCGAACGCAGUGUCGCGUUUUGAACGUACAUACAUACACGCUCUAGGCGACGGGCCAUUCACUUUCGUUUCGUCGGGGUAGUCGUACGAUGCGUCGCAAGACGCGAAGAGGGUUGAAGCGGAACGCGCAGCCGCGCUGACCAUUGUCCGGCCGCUAAACCGCUUGUCGCGGUUUCUUCUCACACUUUCACGAUCGAGGGGACGAAAUCAACGGCGUGAACCGCAAAGAGGUAUACUAUUUGGUGAACCCAGUGGAAAACACAAUCAAUCAAAAUAAGAGGAUCACGAGUUGCAAACGGGGAGUCCGCGAUGGAGAAGCCCGAGUCCUCCAACGGGGAUGAGAGCAACGUGGAGCUUGAGGAUCGGGAUCCCAACAGCUUGAACAAGCAUCUUCAGGUGAUGUGGGAUGACGUGAUUGGGGAACCGGAAGGAAUACGCAGUCCAGAGUGCGCGUGGCGACUAAGUGGCCACUGCUUCCGGUUAUCCAGAAGUUGUUGUUACGUGUUUCUCUCCGUCCUUAUAGCACCGCUACUAGCUCUUUGUUUCGGUUUCACCUUUGCCUGCCUCGCGUUUCAGCAUAUAUGGUGUAUGGCGCCAUGUCUCCGCGUUUGGAAGAUCACCUGCGCAGCGACAAGAAAUUUCCUCGCUUCUGCCACACAGGCCAUCGUGAGACCAGUAAUGGAUUCACUUGGCUAUCUGUUUCACAAUAUUCGGAUAUACAAUCAAAGAUUACCGGAUGGUCCAGCACAAAAGGAUGACAUUCUCGUGGUAUAAAAUGAAUGAAAUUGUUCAUUCGCAAAAACAUCGAAGUGCCUUUUGGAUCGAGCAACGAUCAGCAUGAAACAUUCCACGAAUUCCACAUUUUACUCUUACCUUCUUCUCGCCUGCCUCUUCUUCGUUUUCCAAUCUACAACCGUGUCUCACAUUUCCACUUUGUGAUUGCAAUUUUAAUCGUUUACAGUGUAAAUUCAUCAAUAAUGGAAGAUUCUCGUUAAUUUUUAAUUAUAUCGUUGUUAUAAAGUUUUGUAAA